Messenger RNA from Bombus pyrosoma, 6419 nucleotides. RefSeq names its product titin-like. Bases 177 to 6419 code for a protein of 2080 amino acids. Gene Ontology annotation, molecular function: chitin binding. Gene Ontology annotation, cellular component: extracellular region. The record is from RefSeq and is a predicted model, not a curated record. NCBI's taxonomy places the organism in Eukaryota, Metazoa, Arthropoda, Insecta, Hymenoptera, Apidae. The transcript has 4 exons.
AUGAUCGCACCCUUUAACGAUCUUUGCCGAAACUACAUAAAUCUCGCGCCGUGCACGAUUUGCACGUUCGUCCAUCCAACGUGUAACGAUAUAUCGGUAGCAAGAUAGUUUCUGUCAUUUUUCUUUCUAUUUAGACGCGAUUAGAAUUUAUAUACUAAUAUGGACGAUAUUAUAUAAUGUGGACGAAUAUCUGUGUGAUUGGCAUUCUGUCUGUGAUUGGAAUUAGUGCACAUUCUGUUUCCGAUGAAGUUUUGCCAUGGUCCUUGGGAAAAGCCCUGCACGCGAAGAAACUCCCGUAUGCGUACCAUGAAUCGUAUAAUUGCAAAAAUGUAGGCCAUUUCCCCGAUGUCCACGACUGCAAGCGAUUUUAUCAUUGUAACAGCUUCUUUGGACUACUUUUUGUUCAAAAUGUUUUCGAGUGCGAGAAUAAUCUGGUAUUCUCGAUCAGCACAGAAACCUGUGUAACACCCGAACAGAGUGGCAGAUCGGAAUGCAGCGAAAGAGUUGCACCACCUGCAGAAAGGAACCCACAACCGUCGGCUUCGCUUCAGAAACCACCAAACCAGGAAACUAAAGCAGCAACUCCAAAACCAAAACUGAAACUGAAAGCAAAAUUAAAACCAACACCGACACCGAAACCACAAUCACAAACUUCUAGAAAACCGUUGAAGAAGACUGCUAUACCACCGUCCCCACAACAGUCGCCGUCAUCUUCACCGCCAUCUCCAAAACCGCAACCGCUGGAUCCAUUAAUUUCCCAACCGCCACAGGAUCCUCUAACCCCAGCUGAACUGCAACCGAAAGACGAGUCAAAACCGGGGCCGAAACCAGAAACAUCAUUGCUCAGUGUCACUGAACCGCUCGCACAAUGGCAUCAAGCUCCAAAACCCAACUCUGCAAUUUUGAGACCCAACGGCACAGCUCUGGAACUCAAUGCCACAACUGUGAAACCCACUGUCAGAACUUUAGAAUCCAUCACCAUAACUUUGGAACCCAAACGCCUAACACCGGAACCUAUUGCCACAACUUUGGAAUCAAUCGCCAAAACUUUGAAACCUACCACUACGAUUUUAAAACCCAACAUCACAGAACACACAGCUCAAAAAGUUUUGCAAAUUAACAAAUCUAUGGUCGGAAUUUCGAAUCCAAACAUCACAAAAGACAUACCGAAACAAACUCCUGAAAUCGAGAAACCUGUCAUUCCUGAUAUGAAACCAAACGUGACUAAAGGGCUAUUUGGACAAGAUUCUAAAACUGUGGAAGCCGUCGGCGUAAUGUCGCAACCCAACGUCACAGAAAGCAUAUCUGAACAAGUUUCUGAAACCGAGGGAUCUGUCGUCGGAACUUCCAAACCCAACAUCACAGAGCGUAUAAGUGAACAAAACCCUGAACUCGAUAAACCUGUCAUCGCAACUUCAACACCUACAAUCAUAGAGAGCAUAUCUGAACAAAUUCCUGAAAGCGAGAAACUCGUCAUUUCAGAUAUGAAACCCAACAUCACGAAAGGGCUAUUUGGACAAAGUUCUGAAACUGUGAAAUCUGCCGUCAGAACUUCGACGCCUAUCAUUACAGACGAGCUACUUACUGAAGUAAUUACUGAAAUUGAAGAACAUACCACCGGGACUUCGAAAUUGAACGUUACAGAGAGCGUAUCUGAACAAAUUCCGGAAAUUGAGCAACUUGUCGAUAAAACUUCGAAGCCCAACAUUACACAGGGCAUACCUAAACACAUUCUUGAAAUUGAGGAAGCCGUCGACGAAACUUCGCAACCUAACAUCACAGAGGCCAUAACUGAACAAUUUCCAGAAUCUAAGAAAGCCGACGAUGGAACUACGAUUCCCAACAUCACAGAGGGAGUAUCUGAAAAAAUUCCUAAAAUUGAGGAAGCCGUCGACGGAAAUUCGCAACCUAACAUUACAGAGAGAAUAUCUGAAAAAAUUCCUGAAAUUGAGAAAGCCGUCGAAGGAAAUUCGCAAUCUAACAUCGCAGAUGCCAUAACUGAACAAAUUCCUGAAUCUAAGAAAGCCGACAACGGAACUACGAUUCCCAACAUCACAGAGGGAAUAUCUGAAAAAUUUCCUGAAAUUAAGGAAACCGUCGACGGGAAUUCGCAACCUAACAUCACAAAGGGCAUAACUGAACAAAUUCCUGAAUCUAAGAAAGCCGACGACGGAACUUCGAUUCCCAACAUCACAGAGGGAGUAUCUGAAAAACUUCCUGAAAUUGAGGAAGCCGUCGACGGGAAUUCGCAACCUAACAUCACGGCGGGCAUAUCUGAACAUGUGCCUCAAUCUAAGGAAGCCGCCCAUGAAACUUCGAUGCCCAACAUCACAGAUGGAAUGUCUGAAAAAAUUCCUGAAAUGGAGGAAGCUAUCGAUGGAACUUCGGAGCCCAACAUCAUAGAAGGGCUAAUUGGAGAAAUUGUUGGAUCGGAGAAACCUGUAGUCGGAACUUCGAACCCCAACAUCACAGAGGGAAUAUCUGAACAGAGUCAUCAAUCUAAAGAAGCCACACCUGAAACAUUAAUCCCCAACAUCCCAGAGGGAGUAUCUGAAAAAAUUCCUGAAAUUGAAGAAACUGUCAAUGGAACUUUAGCACCUGACAUCACAGGGGGUAUAUCUAUACAGACUCCUCAAUCUAAAGAAACCGUCGACGGAACUUCGAACCCCAACAUCACAGAUGGAAUAUCUGAACAGACUCCUCAAUCAAAAGAUGCCGCCCAUGAAACUUCGAUACCCAACAUCACAGAGAGAAUAUCUGAAAAAAUUCCUGAAAUGGAGGAAGCUGUCGAUGGAACUUCGGAGCCCAACAUCAUAGAAGGGCUAUUUGGAGAAAUUGUUGGAUCGGAGAAACCUGUAGUCGGAACUUCGAAACUCAACAUCACAGAGGGAAUAUCUGAAAAAGUUCCUGAAUAUGAGGAAGCUGUCGAUGGAACUUUAGCACCUAACAUCACAGAGGGCAUAUUUGAACAGACUCCUCAAUCUAAAGAAGCCGACCACGAAACUUCGAUGCCCAACAUCACAGAGAGAAUAUCUGAAAAAAUUCCUGAAAUGGAGGAAGCUGUCGGUGGAACUUCGGAGCCCAACAUCAUAGAAGGGCUAUUUGGAGAUAUUGUUGGAUCGGAGAAACCUGUAGUCGGAACUUCGAAACCCAACAUCACAGAGGGAAUAUCUGAAAAAGUUCCUGAAUAUGAGGAAGCUGUCGAUGGAACUUUAGCACCUAACGUCACAGAGGGCAUAUUUGAACAGACUCCUCAAUCUAAAGAAGCCGCCGAGGAAACUUCAAUCCCCAACAUCACAGAUGGGAUAUCUGAAAAAAUUGCUGAAAUUGAGGAAACUGUCAAUGGAACUUUAGCACCUGACAUCACAGAGGGCAUAUCUGAACAGACUCCUCAACCUAAAGAUGCCGACCACGAAACUUCGAACCCCAACAUCACAGAGGGAAUAUCGGAACAGACUUCUCAAUCUAAAGAUGCCGCCCAGGGAACUUCAAUCCCCAACAUCCCGGAGGAAAUAUCUGAAAAAAUUCCUGAAAUUGAGGGAUCUGUCAAUGGAACUUUAGCACCUGACAUCACAGGGGACAUAUCUAUACAGACUCCUCAAUCUAAAGAAGCCAUCGAAGGAACUUCGAACCCCAACAUCACAAAUGGAAUAUCUGAACAGACUCCUCAAUCUAAAGAUGCCGCCCAUGAAACUUCGAUACCCAACAUCACAGAUGGAAUAUCUCAAAAAAUUCCUGAAAUGGAGGAAACUGUCCAUGGAACUUCGGAGCCCAACAUCAUAGAAGGGCUAUUUGGAGAAAUUGUUGGGUCGGAGAAACCUGUAGUCGGAACUUCGAAGCCCAACAUUACAGAGGGUAUAUCUGAAAAAAUUCCUGAAAUUGAGAAAGCUGUCGAUGGAACUUUAGAACCUAACAUCACAGAGGGUAUAUCUGAACAGGCCCCUCAAUCUAAAAAAGCCGCCCAGGAAUCUUCGAUCCCCAACAGCCCGGAGGGAAUAUCUGAAAAAAUUUCUGAAAUUGGGGAAGCUGUAGAUGGAACUUCGCAAUCCAACAUCAUAGAAGGGCUAUUUGGAGAAACUGUUGGAUCGGAGAAACCUGUAGUCGGAACUUCGAAGCCCAACAACACAGGGGGAAUAUCUGAAAAUAUUCCUGAAUAUGAGGAAGCUGUCGAUGGAACUUUAGCACCUAACAUCAUAGAGGGCAUAUCUGAACAGACUCCUCAAUCUAAAGAAGCCGAGCACGAAACUUCGAUGCCCAACAUCACAGAGAGAAUAUCUGAAAAAAUUCCUGAAAUGGAGAAAGCUGUCGAUGGAACUUCGGAGCACAACAUCAUAGAAGGGCUAUUUGGAGAAAUUGUUGGAUCGGAGAAACCUGUAAUCGGAACUUCGAAGCCCAACAUCACGGUGGGAAUGUCUGAAAAAGUUCCUGAAUAUGAGGAAGCUGUCGAUGGAACUUUAGCACCUAAAAUCACAGAGGACAUAUCUGAACAGACUCCUCAAUCUAAAGAAGCCGACCACGGAACUUCGAUGCCGAACAUCACAGAGAGAAUAUCUGAAAAAAUUCCUGAACUGGAGAAAGCUGUCGAUGGAACUUCGGAGCACAACAUCAUAGAAGGGCUAUUUGGAGAAAUUGUUGGAUCGGAGAAACCUGUAGUCGGAACUUCGAAGCCCAACAUCACAGAGGGCAUAUCUGAACAGACUCCUCAAUCUAAAGAAGCCGCCGAGGAAACUUCAAUCCCCAACAUCACAGAGGGAAUAUCUGGACAGACUCCUCAAUCUAAAGAUGCCGUCCAGGGAACUUCAUUUCCCAACAUCGCAGAUGGAAUAUCUGAAAAAAUUCCUGAAAUUGAGGAAACUGUCAAUAAAACUUUAGCACCUCACAUCACAGAGGGUAUAUCUGAACAGACUCCUCAAUCUAAAGAUACCGACCACGAAAUUUCGAACCCCAACAUCACAGAGGGAAUAUCUGAACAGACUCCUCAAUCUAAAGAUGCCGCCCAAGGAACUUCAAUCCCCAACAUCGCAGAUGAAAUAUCUGAAAAAAUUCCUGAAAUUGAGGAAACUGUCAAUGAAACUUUAGCACCUGACAUCACAGAGGGAAUAUCGGAACAGACUCCUCAAUCUAAAGAUGCCGCCCAGGGAACUUCAAUCCCCAACAUCGCAGAUGAAAUAUCUGAAAAAAUUCCUGAAAUUGAGGAAACUGUCAAUGAAACUUUAGCACCUGACAUCACAGAGGGAAUAUCGGAACAGACUCCUCAAUCUAAAGAUGCCGCCCAGGGAACUUCAAUCCCCAACAUCUCGGAGGGAAUAUCAGAAAAAAUUCCUGAAAUUGAGAAAGCUGCCGAUGGAACUUUAGCACCUGACAUCACAGGGGGAAUAUCUAAACAGGCUCCUCAAUCUAAAGAAGCCGUCGGCGGGACUUCGAACCCCAACAUCACAGAGGGAAUAUCUGGAGAAGUUCCUAAAAUUGAGGAAGUCGUUGACGGAACUUCAAAACCCAACAUUACAGAAGGCAUAUCUGAACAAAUUCCUGAAAUGGCAGAGCCUGUCAUUGAAACUUUGCAACACACAGGAGUACUACAUGAUGAUGUUGCUGAAGCGGGGAGAGAGAAUCCUUCUAAUUAUACUGACGAUCAACAUACCACGAAUGUUGUGUUAUCGAUAACUCCGGUUUCCUUGUCCAAGGGAAUCAACGAACAACAAAAUUGUGUCAAAGAGGGAUUCUUCCCUGAUUCCGAGGAUUGUUCGAAAUUUUAUAGAUGCGUACUAUACGGAGAUUCCUUGGUUAGGUACCAGUUCUCUUGUCCCGUUGGAACGUUUUGGGACGAUCAGCUGGAUACUUGCAAUUUCCCAAAGAGAAUUAAGUCAAAGGGUUUAUGUAAACGCCGGAUAUACGGUGCACCGCUAGUACCUGAAUUUUCAAAGUUCAAAAUUGAAGACAGUCCUGAUAUUGGCAAUCUAAGCGUAGAUAGGUUCUGUAUCAUUUGUCCAAGUGGUUUUCGGCGACAUCCGAAAUAUUGCAAUAUAUUUUAUCAGUGUGUUAAUAACGGCGAUAUGAUGGUGAAUAUCAUGCUGUUUGCGUGUCCAAGAGGCUCCGUCUUCGACGAGGAAAAAUUGUUGUGCUCAUCAGGAACAGACGAUUGCGCGAAAUUUUCACUUCAAAAGCUGCCUGAUUCGAUUACAAUCAUGAACCGCUUAAAUGAGGUAUUAUGUACAAGCGAGGGUCGGUUCCCAUAUGAAAAACCUUGUUCGAGCAAAUAUUUCAAAUGUAUACGUAACGAACAUGGAGCACUCGAAGGAUAUCUACUAGAUUGUCCGUCGAAAUAUGCGUACUCACCAGUUUCGGGUAAUUGCGUACCUUCAGAGACAUAUCCAUAUUGCGCGAACUAUUAUCAAAUUAACGAUAAUAUUGAAUCUUAA